Messenger RNA from Eruca vesicaria subsp. sativa (arugula), 1188 nucleotides. NCBI's taxonomy places the organism in Eukaryota, Viridiplantae, Streptophyta, Magnoliopsida, Brassicales, Brassicaceae. The record is from the annotation of a GenBank genome assembly.
GGGAGAGACGAUCAUCAGAUUAUUCCUCUCUCUCUCUCUCUCUCCGUCUCCGACAACUCCAUCGUGUCUAGCUUUUGACAAGAAUGGCGGACAAACCAAGCAGAGCACUUGUUUUGUACGGAGACGGCUUGGCUCGAUCCGUCGACCCGUCGAAUACUCACAUCCAUUCUCUCGCUUCCGUCGCUACUUGCGGCUUCUUGAGCCUCCCUCAUGCACCUCCAGAAUCUGAGAACGAAAGAAUAGUUCGAGAAUUCUCCCAUCUGCUUGAUGCAUCAGAAGCUUAUACUAUAGCUAGUGGAUUAAAAGCUAAGGGAAGUGAAGAUAAAAUCUCAACUUUGUCCGAAAGGUUUAUGGGACUCAAGGGUGCUUUAGUAACAGACAGUUCUUCUCUGACUUCUUUCGGGAAACUGAUUGGCUUAGAUGUAUUACAACUCAGUGAAAUAUGCCAAAAGAGUGAUGAUUCUUUUCCUUCUGAUGCCACAGCAACUGAGUUACUGAAACUGCUUGGAUUUGAAGGAGGAAAGUGCUUGGAUGUGACCCUAUUUGACUCGGUUUUUGUGCAUAUAGAUGGUGAUAAUGUUGGAAUGAUCGACUCUUUGAUUGGUAGUAUUAUGAGAAUGGCUCAGCCUGGCUCAGAGAUUGCACCUCGCUUGCAUAUCUCUGUUGUUCUCAGCUACGGUUUUGUCACAGACAAGGAUGUUUCAGUUUUUAAUGUCAAGACUUCACAAGAAGGUAUGAACCUGGCUUUUCAAGGACUAGUCCCGCGCCAGAGCUACACCAUGCGAGGUGAAAAGACACGAGAUGAUGUUCGGGACUACUGCCCUAUGUUGGUAGCUCAGUGGCAAGAUGCAGUGACCAGGAAAGACUUAGUUGAUACAUUAUCUUUCGAAGCUCUUAAAAAGCUCUCUGGAAAUCUAGUUAUACCGGCUGAUCGGUUCAUCCACGAAGUUGCUUUUAAACUUUGGAAGGCCCCAAAAUAUGGAGCUUAAACAAAACAAACGGUAUUUUUAUUGUAAUCAUCAUCUAAGCCCUGAUGAAUAACAUGCUCAACUUUACAUAAAAGUUCAGAAAUAAAGAUGUUAUGUUUCUUCUAAUUUUCUCAUCUUGUUAUCCAGUUUUAUACACACAAAAUAACAGAGAUUUAACCAUUGUUGGUCGUUGCUAUAUAUAUAUACUAUGGAUAGUUCC